UUCGCGUCACUUACUCUCCACUCACACUACACCCUACAGAGCCUCACCAUGUCUCUCAACUCCUAUCUCAACAAAAAAGUCUGCGUGAUAACUAGCGACGGCCGCACGCUUGUCGGCACCCUCAUCAGCUGCGACCAAAACACAAACCUCGUCCUACAAAACACCAUCGAGCGCAUUAUAGCGACUGCCGACAGCGGGGAGAAGAGUUCGCAGACUGAGCAGGGUCUCUACAUGAUCCGAGGAGAUUCAGUGGUCGUGUGUGGCGAGGUGGACGAAGAGAUCGACGCGAGCAUCAAUUGGGAGGAGGUGAAAGGGGAGGGGAUUGGGGGAACGAAGCAUGUUUGAGGAGCGGGGCUUUGGCAUGGGCUCCAAAAGAGGACGAGUGCGCACAUCGCUGGUAGCACGAGGGCCGGCGAGCUAAUACCCUACGAAAGAGCGGCUUUAAGAAGCGAUGUGGCACGGAAUUUCAGCGAUUCUCAAGGUUGAGCGGAUCACGAGUGCUCGAAUAGAGUCCAGGGCUUUGGAACCAGGCAGCGCUUUGGAGAUUUGGAGGGCGGCUACAGAAAUUGCAUAUGGUUGCAAUGACACCACAAA
Molecule: messenger RNA, 594 nt
Organism: Mytilinidion resinicola
Lineage: Eukaryota; Fungi; Ascomycota; Dothideomycetes; Mytilinidiales; Mytilinidiaceae
Product: splicing factor
Exons: 2
Coding region: 49-345 (98 amino acids)
Biological process (GO): mRNA splicing, via spliceosome
Cellular component (GO): U4/U6 x U5 tri-snRNP complex; U6 snRNP; precatalytic spliceosome
Molecular function (GO): RNA binding
Source: RefSeq, a predicted model, not a curated record